Pisolithus orientalis is the source of this 906-nucleotide messenger RNA. RefSeq lists its product as uncharacterized. The coding region runs from base 1 to 906 and encodes 301 amino acids. The record is from RefSeq and is a predicted model, not a curated record. NCBI's taxonomy places the organism in Eukaryota, Fungi, Basidiomycota, Agaricomycetes, Boletales, Pisolithaceae. The transcript is spliced from 4 exons.
AUGCCACCACCUCUGAAGUGGCUGGUAACUCUACUGCCAUUAUCCACCUCCACCUUGAGUCUCUGGAGCUUGGCCAUGCCCCUGUGCAUAUCCUUCACACCAUGCUGCAGGGAUAUUUCACACAAGACACCUACCACUUCUCACAACUUCUCACAACUGCCCUUCAACUUUGCCACUGAGGAGUCCAGAGAUGCCUAUGACACUGCAGCAUCAAAGCCAGCUGCAAGUCUGACUACCUUUGCUAAGGUAGUCAUUUUCCUUACUACUCAUACUGAUGAAGACAGGGGGAAUCUGUUCUCUGGAAUGGAGAAUAAGGUUCCAAUAGCCACAGAGGUCUUUGAGUUUCUGCAAGGCCUUCUGUUACCCUUCUCCAACAUUGUCAAGGGUGGAGACCUCAUCUUCUUUGUAUGUGGUUCUACUGUAAGGAAGGAGGAGAGCUUCCAAGGACUGAAGGCAGCUGUGCAACAUUUCAAGCCAAGGUCCAUGCUGCUUUUUGAUGCUGAGAGACUUCAACUAGUCACCACCAUUCCCUUCCUCAUGAGUGUCCUUGACCACACCCUGGUUCAAGGCUUCCAUGUCCAAAGUGCAGUCAGGCACUCCAACAUCAUCUUGAUGUUGUGGCAGGAGAAGGUAGUGGUGGAGAAAUUUAUCCAGACUGACAAGUUCAUUAGGCCUUGGGGACAACAAUUGCCUGCCCAGUGCCCUCAGUGUUAUAGCAUUCAGAAGUGGGAAGCUGGUUGUUCAGGGCAGACUUAUUCCUAUGAGUGCAAGAAUCCUGGCUGUGGGAAGGACACACAGGGCACAUCUCAGCCUCCCCAAACCUAUACUAUCUGCAUGUCCAAAGGGGCUACCAAACUGACACAGGGAAUGGGGCAAACAUCAUCCUGGCUGUUGGAAUCUUUGUAA